Molecule: messenger RNA, 561 nt
Organism: Nicotiana attenuata
Lineage: Eukaryota; Viridiplantae; Streptophyta; Magnoliopsida; Solanales; Solanaceae
Exons: 1
Coding region: 195-518 (107 amino acids)
Source: RefSeq, a predicted model, not a curated record
CAACUUCCCUUCUUUCAACAUAACCACUCCAACUACAACUAAAAGCAAUUCCUCUCCUAAUCCUCUUACAAAUUCCUAUAAAUACCCUAAAAAAACAUCUCCAUAAAAAAAAAAUAUUAAUCUUGCAGUCAGCUAGCAACAAUAACAACAAACUCAGCGAAUUUCCACAAGUGAAGUACUGCAGUUAGCUAGCCAUGUCUCAAUUUAAUUCGUCGAUAGCGUUAGCCGAGAAAGUUUCAUGGUAUUGUGGCUUGUUCUUGGCAAUAAUGUUGGUAUUGAGCUGGUUUGAUCAAUACAAUGAGAGUGAAUUCAUAGUUCAAAUGCAACAACAUAUGAUGGUUAGGGAGAAAAUGCCAUGUGAUGAAAUUUAUGUGGUAAGAGAAGGAGAAACUUUGCAAACAAUUAGUGAAAAAUGUGGAGAUCCUUUUAUUGUUGAAGAGAAUCCACAUAUUCAUGAUCCUGAUGAUGUUUACCCUGGUUUGGUUAUCAAGAUUACUCCUUUCAAGAAUAAUAGGUAGAAAGUUGUAAAUUCUAUUGUUAUAUAUUCUUUUUUUUUCUUUA